Molecule: messenger RNA, 852 nt
Organism: Triticum aestivum (bread wheat)
Lineage: Eukaryota; Viridiplantae; Streptophyta; Magnoliopsida; Poales; Poaceae
Product: thiosulfate sulfurtransferase 16, chloroplastic
Exons: 2
Coding region: 100-504 (134 amino acids)
Molecular function (GO): catalytic activity
Source: RefSeq, a predicted model, not a curated record
UUAUCUUUCCAUCAACCAAUCCACUCCACUGCCCCCGGAGCCAAACACAACAACAAGCUUCCCUGUUUUCUUCUUCUCUGCUCAAAUCCUAUAUCCACCAUGUGCUCCAUGAGAAGCAGCGGCAGCGGCGCGGCGGUGCCGGUAGAGAGUGUAGACCCGGAGGCGGCGUGCGCGCUGCUGGCCUCGGAGCAGUACGGGUACGUGGACGUGCGCAUGUGGGAGGACUUUGACAAGGGGCACGUCGCCGGCGCACGCAACGUACCGUAUUACCUCUCCGUCACCCCUCACGGCAAGGAGCGCAACCCUCACUUCGUCGACCAGGUCGCCGCGCUCCACUCCAAGGAGGACCGGUUCCUCGUCGGCUGCCGCUCCGGAGUGCGGUCAAGGCUCGCCACCGCAGACCUCGUAGCCGCCGGAUUCACGAAUGUGAAGAACCUGGAGGGUGGCUACCUCUCCUUGCUCAAGAGCGCAAGCUACCCGCAGCCGACGGCCAGCCACCACUGAUCCAUAAAUUCCGUGUCUAGAAUAAGUACUCCCUCCGUCCCAUAAUGUAAGACGUUUUUUGACUCUAUUGUAGUGUCAAAAAACGUCUUACAUUACGGGACGGAGGGAGUACUACGAUGUAGUAUUAUCCAACUUCUUAUGAAGAAUAAGAGGAAGAAGCGUGUUCAGAGCUGAGGAGGAAUUAAUUUCCAAGGAAAAAGAAGGCACUAUGUAUGUAUAUGCACUUAUGCAUCCUGAGUUCUUGGCAUGGACUAUGUUCCAACCAAUAGUGCUACUAGCUGAAUACUGAUUUUCCCUUUUAUGAAUGUAUCUUGCAAAAAGAAACCAAAGCAAAUGUUUUAUUCUUCA